This is a messenger RNA of Medicago truncatula (barrel medic), 597 nucleotides long. RefSeq names its product phenylacetaldehyde reductase. The coding region runs from base 1 to 597 and encodes 198 amino acids. The transcript has 5 exons. The record is from RefSeq and is a predicted model, not a curated record. NCBI's taxonomy places the organism in Eukaryota, Viridiplantae, Streptophyta, Magnoliopsida, Fabales, Fabaceae. Gene Ontology annotation, molecular function: oxidoreductase activity, acting on the CH-OH group of donors, NAD or NADP as acceptor.
AUGACACUAUCUUUCUUCUCUGAGAUUGUCUUGAUAACAGAAUCCACACAGUUAAUCGACCCUGCAGUGAAGGGAACUCUUAAUGUUCUUAAGUCAUGUGCGAAAUCGCCAUCUGUCAAACGCGUUGUUAUAACUUCUAUUGCAUCUGUUGUAUAUAAUGGAAGGCCCAGAACUCCUGAAGUUGUAGUUGAUGAGACAUGGUUUUCAAAUCCAGAUUUAUUAUGGGAACAAAAGCUUGAUGCAGGUUCAGAAACAUAUAGAACUGCUGCUUUCAGAUGGAUCAACGUGAAGGAUGUUGCAAACGCCCAUAUUAAUGCAUAUGAAGAUGCUUCAGCAAGUGGAAGAUAUUGCUUGGCCGAAAGAGUGAUGCAUUUCUCUGAACUUGUAACUUCAGCAUUAAUCCAGAUUCCAACAUCUCAUAUCAUGAUUAUAAACAUGGGCGGGUGUGCAGACGAUAAACUUUUUAUGCAAACAUUUCAAGUUUCCAAAGAAAAGGCGAAGACCUUGGUAAUUGAUUUUAUUCCCCUGGAAAUGAGCCUCAAAGAGAUCAUAGAAAGUUUCAAAGAAAAAAAGUUUGCUAGUAUGAUAUUUCAUUGA